GGGGGGAGUCGAAGUUACAGACAACAAAUACUUGGCAGUGCUAAAGGUAAGACUAGAUUAUCUUAUGUGUUGGUUGUUUACACCACAGAUUUUUACAUUAAUAUAUUUUGAACUGAAUUGAGGCUCAAAGCUAGAAGUUAGUGCAGUCACCAUCAAAUUAUGAUAAAUGUACAGAUUUUCAACAUGUAGUAACCUUGUAAUGUCUUUUGGCAUUAUUUGUUGUGUGUACUUUUUAAUACCUAUUUAGAAAUGUUACUGAAUUAACUCAAAUGACAGACAGUUAAUGAUUUAUCAUUGUUUAUAGAAUGGCAGUGGAACAGUUCUUUGUGGCUGCGCUGAUGUUGUCUGCACACCUAGCAUUCUCAUAUCCUCUGGUAACCAUUUUGUCCCUUUUAUGUCCGUUCUUGUUAUUUGUUAUGACUGCUUAUGAAGUCUGUUAUAACCGUUUGACAGUAUCAUAGAUCUCAUGAGACUGUGUGUUUGUGUUGUGUGUUGUCAGACUACAGAGACAUAUUACAUGGAUGCAGGGAGACAGUGCAGACUGUGUCCGCCAGGUGAGAAAGAAAUGCCCUUCAUGAUAGCCCCUUACUUUUUAUUUGAUUUAUAUUUCCCUUAUUCUUCUGCCCUCAUCUCCACAUUUUAUCACUUCGUCCUACAAUCACAACAUAUUACCAUUUUCUACAUUAAUAGUUUGUUUCAGAAUGUGUGUGAGUGUGCGCAUGUGAGUCUCUGAAUGUGCAUAGGUUCUUAGGAAUCAUGAGGAAACUAUGAGAUGGUUUCUCUCUCUCUCAUGAUGAGAACUGGAGCGCUGUGCUAUGACCACAUCCUUCAUUAGUAUGCAGACUAGGCCAAAAGGCUCUCGCUCUGUGCUCUCCAUCUCUUCCUGUUAUUCUCUGCUCUCUGUCACUAUACUCCCUCUCUUCUCAGUCAGCAACAGACUGUGUACUAAAACGGUACCUGAAUGUGUGUGUGCCUAUGUGUCAAAAAGAGUUAGCAUUAUGUUCUGACAUCCAAUACUCAUGUAGUCUAUUACAGGACAUUUAUAAAACUGCAGCGUCUAUCAUUUCGUAUUGUUAUUGUAGUGCUUACUUAUGCCUUGACUUCCCUUGUCUCUUCACUCUCUCCUUGCUCCUCUCUUUCUAGCUUGUUCUCUCUAUCGCUCUAUUUCCCUAUAUUUUUCCCAAACUUCAUUUCCUUUACUCCAUAUCUGCUGUCCCAUGUCUUAGAGACAUUGAACCACUGGACACUUCCCAUUUCACACUGAGCAUUUAAAUACUGUAUUCCCAACAUAGCACAUUCUAAUAUACAGUUGAAGACGGAAGUUUACAUACACCUUAGCCAAAUACAUUUAAACUCAGUUUUUCACAAUUCCUGACAUUUAAUCCUAGUAAAAAUUCCCUGUCUUAGGUCAGUUAGAAUCACCACUUUAUUUUAAGAAUGUGAAAUGUCAGAAUAAUAGUAGAGAGAAUGAUUUAUUUAAGCUUUUAUUUAUUUCAUCACAUUCCCAGUGGGUCAGACGUUUACAUACACUCAAUUAGUAUUUGGUAGCGUUGCCUUUAAAUUGUUUAACUUGGAUCAAAUGUUUCGGGUAGCCUUCCACAAGCUUCCCACAAUAAGUUGGGUGAAUUUUGGCCCAUUUCUCCUGACAGAGCUGGUGUAACUGAGUCAGGUUUGUAGGCCUCCUUGCUCGCACACGCUUUUUCAGUUCUGCCCACACAUUUUCUAUUGGAUUGAGGUCAGGGCUUUGUGAUGGCCACUCCAAUACCUUGACUUUGUUGUCCUUAAGCCAUUUUGCCACAACUUUGGAAGUAUGCUUGGGGUCAUUGUCCAUUGGAAGACCCAUUUGUGACCAAGCUUUAACUUCCUGACUGAUUUCUUGAGAUGUUGCUUCAAUAUAUCCACAUAAUUUUCCUUCCUCAUGAUGCCAUCUAUUUCGUGAAGUGCAUCAGUCCCUCCUGCAGUAAAGCACCCCCACAGCAUGAUGCUGCCACCCACGUGCUUCACGGUUGGGAUGGUGUUCUUCGGCUUGCAAGUUCCCCCUUUUUCCUCCAAACAUAACGAUGGUCAUUAUGGCCAAACUGUUCUAGUUUUGUUUCAUCAGACCAGAGGACAUUUCUCCAAAAAGUGCGAUCUUUGUCCCCAUGUGCAAUUGCAAACCGUAGUCAGGCUUUUUUAUGGCGGUUUUGGAGCAGUGGCUUCUUCCUUGCUGAGCGACCUUUCAGGUUAUGUCGAUAUAGGACUAGUUUUACUGUGGAUAUAGAUACUUUUGUACCUGUUUCCUCCAGCAUUUUCACAAGGUCCUUUGCUGUUGUUCUGGGAUUGAUAAAGCACUUUUCACACCAAAGUACGUUCAUCUCUAGGAGACAGAACGCGUCUCCUUCCUGAGCGGUAUGAAGGCUGCGUGGUCCCAUGGUGUUUAUACUUGCGUACUAUUGUUUGUACAGAUGAACGUGGUAUCUUCAGGUGUUUGGAAAUUGCUCCCAAGGAUGAACAAGACUUGUGCAGGUCUACAAUAUUUUUUCUGAGGUCUUGGCUGAUUUCUUUUGAUUUUCCCAUGAUGUCAAGCAAAGAGGCACUGAGUUUGAAGGUAGGCCUUGAAAUCCACCACAGGUACACCUCCAGUUGACUCAAAUUAUGUCAAUUAUCCUAUCAGAAGCUUCUAAAGCCAUGACAUCAUUUUCUGGAAUUUUCCAAGCUGUUUAAAUGCACAGUCAACUUAGUGUAUGUAAACUUCUGACCCACUGGAAUUGUGAUACAGUGAAUUAUAAGUGAAAUAAUCUGUCUGUAAACAAUUGUUGGAAAAAUUACUUGUGUCAUGCACAAAGUAGAUGUCCUAACCGACUUGCCAAAACUAUAGUUUGUUAACAAGAAAGUGGUGGAGUGGUUGAAAAACGAGUUUUAAUGACUCCAACCUAAGUGUAUGAAAACUUCCGACUUCAACUGUAUCUACUGCUGUACAUAUAAUUCUUAGUAAAUCUUCCAGUGUACAUACGCAUAGAUUGCAUUUGGGUUGUUAAUUGGAUUCAACCCGACGUUCUUGAUUUCUUAUUAAAAAAUCACACUUAAAUUAUUUGUGUACUUAUUUGUGACAUUUUACUGCACUGUUAGGAGCUAGUAACAUACGCAUUUCGCUGCACCCGCUAUAACAUCUGCUAAACUGUGUAUGUGACCAAUAAACUUGAUUUGAUAUCUUUCCAUAUCUUUCACCUCCCCUCUCUCUCUAUCUCAGGUCAUUAUCAGAGGUCCUGUUCAGAGUGCUCUCCCUGUCGUGAUGGUUCCUACACAACACGAUUGAACGCUGAGUCCAGUUGUCAUUCCUGCUUCAAAGACUGCAAACGUGGUACAUAAACACAAACAACUCAUUCACAGAGCAAUGUAACAUCUGAGUAACACUUUAUUUAGUGAGAAACACUUCAACUAUAUAUUGUUUGUAAAUCAUUAUGUCAUUUAUUUGUUAACUUUUUAUCAUUCUUAUUUUAUUUAUUUUUUGGCCCGUCUUCGGAGGACGAAAAUACACUUUUUUUUAACAGGUCAUUUUUUAUUUCACCCCCUUUUUUGUCACCAAUUUCGAUCUUGUCUCAUCGCUGCAACUCCUCAACAGGCUCGGGAGGCGAAGGUCCAGUCAUGCGUCCUCCAAAACAUGACCCGCCCGCUUAACCCGGAAUCCAGCCGCACCAAUGUGUCGGAGGGAACACCGUUCAACUGACUACCAGAGUCAGCUUGCAGGCGCCCGGCCCGCCACAAGGAGUUGCUAGAGCGUGAUGAGCCAAGUAAACCCCCCCCCCCGCAAAGCCCUCCCCUAACCCGGACGAAGCUGGGUCAAUUGUGCGCUGCCCGAGCACACCGGUUGUGAUACAGCCCGGGAUCGAACCCGGGUCUGUAGUGAUGCCUUAGACCGCGAUGCAUUGCCUUAGACCACUGUGCCACUUGGGAGGUCCUACAGCUUUUUAUUUUGUUGUUACAUGUACAUUCUACACCCAUUUUACAUACGUGCCAUUUUUUUUUUACAGUAGUUACUUAGCAAGAAUAAAGUAAUUUGAUAUUUUGAUAUACAUUACAUCUAGAUAGAUAGUGCUUAUACAUUAUACAUCGUGUUUUCAGUCAUAACUAUUAUAGAACAUGAGCUUUUAAACCCACCCCUCAGCUACUCUCAGUCCGUCCCCCCUAUCUCCAUAAACCGCCCUCUUAUGAUUUCCAUAUGCCAUACAUGUCAUUUCUUACCAAAAGUCAUAGAAUGUAUGUCUACAGUAUGGACACUAUUUAUUACCAUGUAAUAGCUGUACUAAACCUUUUGUUUUGGCUGUGUUUGUUUGGGUCUGUGUGUCAGAUUUGCACCUGGUGGAGGUUGAGCCGUGCACUUCUGUAUCGAACGCUAGAUGUCGCUGUGAGGCUGGUUUUACCUGCACCGACCAAGACGGCCAGACAGGAAAUUGUAGAGACUGUGAGAUGAUCCCUCAGCUGCUGCCACCUAGCAAUGGUACUGUACUGUGUGUGUGUGUUGCCCAUUGGCCUUCUCUUAUGCCUGUCUUCCUUCACUGUGUUGUAUUUUUGCCAGGUUCUGGAUAUUGAAUCAGUGUGUUUGGUUGUGGAUAGAUGUUGAUGUUUUCCUGCCUGUGUGCACUUUGUCUGAUUACAGUAGUGGGCAUCAGAAACAACCAGACAGGAACUUCCUCUGAACACAGCAGGACUUCCUCUUCCGCUGGACGCUGUCAACCUCCCCAGUGAGCCUUUAUCCUUUUUUAUAUUCCCUACACAUACUGUCACAGACUGUCACAUACUGUAACCAGACAGAUAAAGAGGCUCUGGUUAAAGCCUUCUCCUGUCAGGAGGGCUAGUUCUGGCAAGGUUGUUAUUUUAUUGUAUAUAACCUUCAUACCAGAAGAUCCGGUAUCAAAUAAUUGUCAGAUAUCUAAGUGGUAAUGGAUUUUUAGGAUAUUAAAUACAUUUCUCAGCUCAGUGGCAUGGCCCCACUUCAGUGUUGACAGGCUGUGAAUGUGUAUGGAUGUGUUACAUGAUGAGUCCUUUACCUCUGUCUCACCCAGCUGUGACACUCCAGGAUCACCAGUCUCACAAGCAGGCAACGCCACACAUCACACAACAGGUGAGUGUGUGUGUGUCCAUCAGUUAUUUUCAUUACAGUCUGAAUAUAUUGAAACUGUGGUAAGGUACAGAUACAGUAGUUUCUCCAUCUCCUUUCCCCACCAGCUGACACCAGCAAACACCUGGCAGCCAUUUUGUGUCCUAUGGUGGUCAUUGGAAUCCUAGCCGUUAUCAUUCUGUUAUGUAUCCGUCGCCCAGGAGAUGAAGCCUGUUUCAAACAAGGUAAGGCAGUGUUCCUCUGUUCAGUCUCAACUGUAGUUAGAUCAUUGUGUUAGAGCAGACCAACUCUCUCUCUCUCUCUCUGUACACUAGAAUGAGACUAGAUAGAUAGACUGUAAGUCGCUUUGGAUAAAAGCGUCUGCUAAAUGGCAUUAAAAAAGAAAAAAAAAAAAAGAAGGAUUAGACAGUGAUGUCAGAUAUCAGGAUUUUUCAAGAAGUAGGUCUGCACUGGGAGCCAACUGUAGCUUCUUGUGUAUGUAAUUUAAUGAAAAGAUUGCAACACUCUCUCUGUGUAGACCUACUUACCUGUUUCUAGUGUCUACAUGUACCUAGAAAGCAUUAAAAUGUGGAGUUAGAUGAUAAAACAUUGCCCUUUCAAUCAUAGAUGAUUCAUCAAUGAAAUACCCAUGAAUGGCUCACCAUCAGUUUGCUGGGUUGACUAAUAGAUUUAUGUCUGUUUUUUCCAGCUCUCAAGUUCUGUAACAAGGUAUGUGUAAUACCUACGGUAACUAACUACAUUAUGUGUGUAAUGUUUACAUUGUCAUUUGUGUGUGCCUGACCUAAACCCUAUAUAGGCAUUGUUGACAAUUGUCUAUUCCAGUAACUAUGGAUUUCUGUGCUCUUAUGAAGGGAGUAAGAGAAGCGUCGCCUAACAAGACCAAAGAGCCAACUUAUCUACACCAUACUAGACAACCACAGCCCAGUGUUAAGCACCAGACAGUGGACCCACCACCCCUUACAGCAGCAAAUAUGGGUACUACGGAUACAUACAAAUCAUUAUUUUCACCCCAAGAUCGUGAAAAAUAAGGAAUCUAAAUAUGGUUGAGUUACUCUUGUGGUUUUGCUAUAGAUGCACGUCAGUCGUUUAACUUGGAGUUUUGCAAAGAUGAUGCUUUGAAGUCCAUGGGGGAUUAGCAUGGGAAGUUGAUUAGUUUCAAGAUCCAUAGUGAAUAAGGCUGAUGAUGAAUAUAGAAUCUAAUAUCACUUUCUCUUUGUCUGUGUCUCUCUCAGGCCCGGUCCAUGUCCACAAUGCUGGAACAGUCAUCUUCAGUUUACUCAACCAGUUCACUGGUAUGGGUGGAGGGACGGAAGAGAGAGGGCAGAAAGAGAGGGAUGAGGAAGGAGAAGGAUGUCCGGCCCACCCCACACCCUCCCCUAACAUCCAUCUAUCCCAGGAGGAGAGGAAUGGAGAGAUGGACUGUGUAUUCUUCCCUUCACAGGAACAAGGGAAGGACAGUCACAUUUCCAAAGAGGAGGUGCUA
Molecule: messenger RNA, 6581 nt
Organism: Coregonus sp. 'balchen'
Lineage: Eukaryota; Metazoa; Chordata; Actinopteri; Salmoniformes; Salmonidae
Source: the annotation of a GenBank genome assembly